GGGCAAGUGCCCUCCCCAAUGUCCCGCGCCACGCUGAGCAUUGUACCUCGGCCGAGCGCGUCUUCCCCACUUUCGGGUGAGAAACGGAGAGCGUCCCUUACGUACUGGCGAGCGCGGGGUUGUUUACAGUCUCGCUGUAUUUCCAUGGAAACUCUGGUUGUCAUACCGUGCCAGGCUGAAACAACCGUGUCCACAUCCCGCGCCCAGCAGCCUCCCGACAUGCGCCCGCGCGGCGGCUCCAGCCCUGACCCCGACAGCAGCCGGGCCAGCACCGAGCACGACGGCUGCCACCGCCACCGGUAUCCCGCCCCGGGGCCCGGACCUCGACCGUAGGCGAGCCCCGGCGCCGCCCCAGCACCAGCGUAAGAUGCGCCGCCAGCCAGCCCGGGGAACGGCGCUCUCCCCACCGCGGCCCAGGCCGGAGCUAUGAGUGCCGCCAGGGGCCUGUCCGACUCGCCCCACGCUCCUCACCCACGGUCCUUCCCGUCUACCCUCGCCUCGGCAAACCCCGGGGCGCCGCCGGCGAGGCGCGCAGGCCUUUGAGCAAUUGCAACUGAAAAUUCUGAGGCAUGAUUUUGGUGAAAAUAAGAGUCACAUCAGCCAGUCAGACUGAGGUGUAUUUCAGAUGCAUAUGAUUUAAAACUGUAAAAUGGAUUUUGGAUUCAAAAACCAUAACAACAGGACACCUACCAAGAACACCUCUGCUACUACAAAGAAUUUUUCUGCCUGGGAAGAUUAUAAGAGCAGUAUUGAUGACAUACAGUACUUUCUUAUUGGGCUGUACACACUUAUAAGUCUGGCUGGCUUUGUGGGAAAUCUGCUUAUACUGACGGCUCUACUGAAGCGCAAGCAGAAGACAAUAAUAAACAUUCUUAUUGGUAACUUGGCCUUUUCUGACAUCUUAGUUGUCCUGUUUUGUUCACCUUUCACGCUGACAUCUGUCCUGCUUGACCAGUGGAUGUUUGGCACUAUCAUGUGCCACAUAAUGCCCUUCCUCCAGUGCGCAUCAGUUCUAGUUUCAACUUUGAUUUUGGUCUCUAUUGCUGCAGUCAGGUACCGUAUGAUAAAGUAUCCCCUUUCUAGCAAUUUAACAGCAAAACAAGGCUAUUUCUUAAUAGUGACCAUUUGGGCCUUUGGCUUUGCAAUUUGCUCCCCUCUGCCAGUUUUCCAUAAAACUGUGGACCUCAGCAAAACUCUGAAUUUAGAGGCACUGGAGAACAGGCUCUUGUGUAUUGAGGCAUGGCCAUCUGAUUCGUACAGAAUUGCCUUUACAAUAACCUUGUUGUUGAUGCAGUAUGUAUUGCCACUGGUGUGUUUGACUGCCAGUCACACCAGCGUCUGCAGGAGCAUAGGUUCCAGACUGUCAAGCAAGGAAAACAAGUUGGAAGAAAAGGAGAUGAUAAACCUAACGCUUCCUCCCUCUAAGAGUACCAGCACACAGGUGCAGCCCUCUGGCCAUUCCAGGUGGAGCUGCACCUUUGGAAGAAAGCACCACAGAAGAUACAGUAAAAAGACUUCAAGUGUGAUGCCAGCUAUUUCAAGGCAUCAUCAGGAUACUGAUUCCAAAGACCUCCCAGAAACCUCUGUCACGGAAAAAAGCCAGCUCUCUUCCUCCAGUAAAUUCAUCCCUGGGAUACCCAUCUGUUUUGAGAUGAAACCAGAAGAAAACACAAGGAUCCAGGAUGUGAUUACGGUAUCACGAUCCAUCAUCAGAAUUAAGACAAGGUCUCGGAGAGUUUUUUGCAGACUGACAGUGCUAAUCUUAGUUUUUGGUUUCAGUUGGAUGCCUCUUCAUCUUUUCCACAUUGUGACAGAUUUUAAUGCCGCUCUCAUUUCUAACAGACAUUUUAAAUUAGUAUAUUGCAUCUGCCAUUUACUGGGUAUGAUGUCCUGCUGCUUGAAUCCCAUCCUCUAUGGGUUUCUUAACAACAGCAUAAAAGCUGAUUUAAUAUCCCUUAUUCCAUGCUGCCAAAUACCAUGACUUUAUGUGCCCCAAGGUAAAAUAAACCAAGUUUGACUUUCAAA
Molecule: messenger RNA, 2025 nt
Organism: Calypte anna (Anna's hummingbird)
Lineage: Eukaryota; Metazoa; Chordata; Aves; Apodiformes; Trochilidae
Gene: NPY5R
Product: neuropeptide Y receptor Y5
Exons: 3
Coding region: 650-1981 (443 amino acids)
Biological process (GO): G protein-coupled receptor signaling pathway
Cellular component (GO): plasma membrane; neuron projection
Molecular function (GO): neuropeptide binding; neuropeptide Y receptor activity
Source: RefSeq, a predicted model, not a curated record